AUGCCAGCUCAACCGCUUAUUUUGUCGUCGAGACGAACGAUUUUGAUUGCCAUUUUGGCCCGUUACGAAGAGUUUCUUCAAAACUACCAGCCCGAUAGGGAUUCUAUCGAGGUGGAAACUCGUAUGGCCAAAUUUGACCAAAUAUGCAAGGAUUUGGAGAACCUUCAACAGCAGCUGGAGGACAGUGCAACCACUGCUGAAGAGAUGACACACAAUGCCGCCCUUAGGGAGGAUUUUGAACGGCGAUUGAUUCGCGUUCAAUCGGCAUUGAAAGCGAAAUAUAGAGAAAUUCCGCGCAGCGAAGUGUCGCAGCAAGGAGCCGUAGACAAGGUGAUCGCUGAUCUGCCGGCGCAUGAUGUUUCCACUCGCGGCUGGAACAUUCCUUCGGAAUUUGUUUUGGCUGACCCGCAGUUCGAUAAAUCAGCCCCGAUUGAUCUCAUCCUUGGUGCCCGUCAUUACGCUUCCUUCUUUACGAACGUAAAAUCGCACGAGCUUGCUCCGAACCUUCCAACUAUGCUGAACAGCGUGUUUGGGUGGGUCAUGAUUGGUCCCACCUCUCCUCAGAAUCCUGCAUCUCCGACCGAUUGCACCGCCGCGUCCACAAUCGUCUGCAUGGCAUCCCUGGAGGAGUCUCUCGAACGCUUUUGGAAGCUGGAAGGGUUAAGCGUCAAUGAUCCGUACUCACCUGAUGAGCGGCGAUGCGAAACGUUGUAUAAAGAAACCACUCAGCGCGACGAGUCGGGUCGAUAUAUUGUACGAUUGCCCAAACAGACCGACUUCACGGAAAAGCUUGGCCUGUCUAAAACUACCGCUUUGAGACGCUUCGAGCUGCUGGAGAGGAGGCUAGAACGCAACCCACAGCUCAAGGAAGACUAUCAUGCCUUCAUGAAGGAGUAUUUGGAGCUGGGGCACAUGUCGCUCAUGAACAAAGAUAGUGGGGAUGAACGGGCGUACUACCUACCGCACCAUCCCGUAUUUAAAGCCUCCAGUACCACCACGAAAGACGAGGUGCUUGAUAUUGUGUUGCGAUUCCGCACUUACCAAAUAGCACUUGUGGGAGAUAUAGCUAAAAUGUACCGACAAAUACUGCUGCAUUCUGAUGAUUGUCGAUUGGUGCGCAUAUUCUUUCGAUUUUCGCCGCAAGCUCCGAUCCAAGUAUAUGAGCUCAACACCGUUACAUACGGACUAGCACCUUCCUCGUUUCUGGCUACACGCACACUUAUCCAACUAGCAGAGGAUGAAGGGACUGAGUAUGCGCUUGCACCUGCAGCCCUGAAACGAAACUUUUACGUGGACGACUUCAUUGGUGGUGCCAAUAACGUUCGCGAAGCUGUUCAGCUGCGUAAGGAGUUAUCAGCGCUACUUGCCAAAGGUGGGUUUGAGUUGCGCAAGUGGACCUCAAACAAUCUGAGCGUACUCUCCGGCUUAAGCACCGAGUAUAUCGGCACACACUCAUCGCUGCAUUUUAUACCCAACGAGACGGUCAAAGCACUCGGCAUCUCGUGGAAGCCUGAAUCGGAUGAGCUGUGUUUUGAAUCCAACACUGAGGCUGAUGAAGCCACGUCGACCAAGCGAUCUAUUUUGUCGAGCAUUGCCAAAAUGUACGAUCCGCUCGGAUUGAUAGCACCGGUGAUCGUGCGUGCUAAGAUGCUGAUGCAGGAGCUAUGGCUACUCAAAUCCGGCUGGGAUGAACCUGUUCCUAAUCACAUCUGUAAAAAAUGGAAGGCGAUUCAGAGCGACUGGAAAACGUUAUCCGAGUACAGGACUAACCGUUACGCUCUCUUACCAGAUGCAACAGUAGAAUUUCACACAUUUACCGAUGCUUCUGAGGCCGCCUACGGAGCAUGUGUCUACGCUCGUUGUGAAAACGCGGCGGGAGAAGUCCGCAUCAGCCUAUUAGCUUCGAAGUCUCGAGUGGCACCACUGAAGCGCGUCACGUUGCCGAGGCUUGAACUAAGCGCAGCUGUCCUGGGCGCCCAUCUGCAUCAUCGCGUCAAGGAGGCAAUGCAGAUCGUGUGCGCCGAAUCGUUUUUCUGGUCCGACUCAACAGUGACGCUAAAAUGGAUUGCGUCACCUCCCAACUCCUGGAAGACGUUCGUGGCAAAUCGAGUAGCUGAGGUGCAACACUACUCUCAUCCAAGGCAAUGGAGGCACGUUCCUGGCACAUCCAAUCCUGCUGACUUGGUUUCCCGAGGCAUGUCGGCAGCACACUUCACGCAGAAUCAGCUUUGGAAUAACGGUCCAGAUUGGCUUGUGCAACCUUCGUCCCAUUGGCCCAGCUCAGAUCCAGAACCAAGCGAUGAGGCGGACCUAGAAACACGCCAGUUGCACAACUACUUGCUCGAAAUCUUCUGGGGCCGAGGGGAGCUGUCGGAAUCGUCGAAAAGCUCCAGCCGUCCAGAGUCGGCACCGGCUAUCGUUGGUUUUAUAUAG
Messenger RNA from Anopheles gambiae (African malaria mosquito), 2433 nucleotides. RefSeq lists its product as uncharacterized. Lineage: Eukaryota; Metazoa; Arthropoda; Insecta; Diptera; Culicidae. The transcript has 4 exons. The record is from RefSeq and is a predicted model, not a curated record. Bases 1 to 2433 code for a protein of 810 amino acids.